GGAGAUGUACCUGUUCCGUUUGCCUGUUAUCGACCGCGUUAGUUUUUGAAAUGUUCGUAAUCGAUUAAGAAAUUAACGUGUAGAAAACAAACAAACAAACAAAAUGGCAGGCUGUGGGAACUGUUCGCAGCAUUCCGGUGUUGAUUUCGAUCUUGUGACGCCAGUGACGCUAAGCAGAACGGAGACGAUCCUCUACUUGAUUUGCGUGUCGCAAGGAUUACCCAUCAACUUGUUAAUUGGUUUCGUUAUCGCGCGUAAUCGUCGCUUGCACAAUCCUAGGAACACGUUUUGGUUUGGAAUUAUCGUUCUUAAUAUACUCAAUAUAUUCAUGACCGUCUUGAAAAUGCUGGUCGUUUACGUCGCUCAACCGGGUGAUUUCACCUGUCUCUUGUUUUCUUCCAUGACGGGCAAACCGUACACGAUUUUACUGUUCGUCAUGCUGCUGGCCACUCUCGAUCGCUACGUUGCUAUUACGCAUCCGCUGUACCAUCGCAAACACGUCACUGUCCGUCUAGUCAUUCUCGUCCAGCUGGGCGUCUCAGUUGCCGUCUUCUUCUUGCUAUCGAUGCCGUUCAUCUUCGGCUGGAUCCCUUUACGAUGCGGAUUCAGUCUGACCCUGGGCAAAUGGACGAUGCUCUUGAGGUCCAUCCUGGUUUCCCUUUGCAUCGCAGCUCAAGUCAAAGUCUACCUGGUCACGCGUAAAUACCUGAGACAGGCGGAAGUGCAGCCGACGUCUAUUCCAAUGCAGCAGACGGCUUUCGUGUUGAAACACGGGGAGGACUUGCAACAUCCACCUUCGACGACAGCGGCAGACUCCAACAGUUCAUUGUCCAUAGUGAAUGUGAACAAGAACGCUCCGUUUUUCGUUCAUCGACGUAACAAGACGGUCAGCAAAUUAGAACUGGAGGCCAGUUUGACGUUGGUUGUUGGCGUCUUGUCGCUGUGCGUCAUCACAACUCCGAUGUUUAUCUUGUACGUGGCCCUUUCCAUUUGCCAGCAAGUGGGCGGUGAAUGCGCAGGGAUGACUUGUUCGAUUCCUUACGUCAGACAAGCUGCACUGAUUCACGCAGUUUACGGCCCACUUAUCUACAUGAUCCGCAGCCGGGAGUUCGCAUCGGCCGUUCGCAAAAUGCUCCAGCCGCAGUCUGCGCGUUUUAAUGACGUCAAUUAUUUUUAAUUUGAACGAAAAUUCUGGAAAUUAAUUUCGGUAUAUAUUAUUUAAAAAAUUGCACAAUCUCUUUAGGUAAUAUUUCGAAACAUUUCAGCCCUUAUGAAUGCAGUUUUUUAUGUCAAAUUUCCCACUUGUCUAGUGUUAGCAUUUGAUAACGAUGCCUGCAAUCGAGCCAAU
This is a messenger RNA of Daphnia carinata, 1348 nucleotides long. RefSeq lists its product as uncharacterized. Gene Ontology annotation, cellular component: membrane. Gene Ontology annotation, biological process: G protein-coupled receptor signaling pathway. The record is from RefSeq and is a predicted model, not a curated record. Bases 104 to 1177 code for a protein of 357 amino acids. The transcript is spliced from 5 exons. Lineage: Eukaryota; Metazoa; Arthropoda; Branchiopoda; Diplostraca; Daphniidae. Gene Ontology annotation, molecular function: G protein-coupled receptor activity.